AAAAGAGCCCGUCAAGACCUCGAGCCUAGGAAUAAAAGAUUCUGGGGUUUUUCCUGGCCGCCAGGUUGGAAAGGCAACAUCGCAGGCCGCUGGUUCUGGACACUUAUGACCCGGGCCCUUGAGCUCCCUGGACUCUUAGGCCCUGGCGAAGAGGGGAAGUAGGGGGCUUUUUUUUUUUUUUUUUCCCCCCCCUGAGGCGGACCUUUGACUGCAACGCACCGGAAGUGGCACGCUGGGAGACCCGCAGGAGCGGCCGAGACGUGUCGGUCUGGGGCGCGCUGGGAGCGCUUCCCCAGGUUUGUGGGCUGGGAAAGCUGCAGCAAGGUGACUCUACACGUAUCCUUCUCGGGGCCAGCAGGCCAGCAGCGUGGGGCGGCGACGACGGCGACGGCCGGGGCUGGGAGCGCUGGCGGCCGGGGUCCCAGCCAUGGCCGAGUCUGUGGAACGGCUGCAGCAGCGGGUCGAAGAGCUGGAGCGGGAACUGGCCCAGGAGAGAAGUCGCCGCGCCCUGGGGAGCGGCGACGGAGGAGGCGGUCGGGCCCGCAUUGAAAAUAUGAGCUCCGAGGUGGUGGAUUCCAACCCCUACAGCCGCCUGAUGGCUUUGAAACGAAUGGGAAUUGUGAGCGACUAUGAGAAAAUUCGUACCUUUACUGUAGCAAUAGUAGGUGUUGGUGGAGUUGGCAGUGUGACUGCUGAAAUGCUGACACGGUGUGGCAUUGGUAAGUUGCUACUCUUUGACUAUGACAAGGUGGAACUGGCCAAUAUGAAUAGACUUUUCUUCCAACCUCAUCAAGCAGGAUUAAGUAAAGUUCAAGCAGCAGAACAUACUUUGAGGAACAUAAAUCCUGAUGUUCUUUUUGAAGUACACAACUACAAUAUAACCACAGUAGAAAACUUUGAACAUUUUAUGAAUAGAAUAAGUAAUGGUGGAUUAGAAGAAGGAAAACCUGUUGACCUAGUUCUUAGCUGUGUGGAUAAUUUUGAAGCUCGAAUGACAAUAAAUACAGCUUGUAAUGAGCUUGGACAAACAUGGAUGGAGUCUGGGGUCAGUGAAAAUGCAGUUUCAGGGCAUAUACAGCUCAUAAUUCCUGGAGAAUCUGCUUGUUUUGCGUGUGCUCCACCACUUGUAGUUGCUGCAAAUAUUGAUGAGAAGACUCUGAAACGAGAAGGUGUUUGUGCAGCCAGUCUUCCUACUACUAUGGGAGUGGUUGCUGGGAUCUUGGUACAAAAUGUGUUAAAGUUUCUGUUAAAUUUUGGUACUGUUAGUUUUUACCUUGGAUACAAUGCAAUGCAGGAUUUUUUCCCUACUAUGUCCAUGAAGCCAAAUCCUCAGUGUGACGACAGAAACUGUAGGAAGCAGCAGGAGGAAUAUAAGAAAAAGGUAGCAGCACUGCCCAAACAGGAGUUAAUUCAAGAAGAAGGAGAGAUAAUACAUGAAGACAAUGAAUGGGGUAUUGAGUUGGUAUCUGAGAUUUCAGAAGAGGAACUGAAAAAUUCUUCAGGUCCAAUCCCUGACUUACCUGAAGGAAUUAUGGUGGCAUAUACAGUUCCCCAAAAGCAAGAAGAUUCUGUACCUGAAGUAACAGUAGAAGAUUCUGGUGAAAGCUUGGAAGACCUUAUGGCCAAGAUGAAGAACAUGUAAAUAAUGGACUGGCCUAUAUUUUAUUUCCUAUGUUUAAACCUGUUCCCUUGCAAUUAAAAAAUCAUUUAAAAACUGAGAAAACUUAACAUCAAUUGAUGUGUAAUCUUCACUGAGUUGUUAUUAACUCUUUGGAAAUACUGUGACUGUUGCUUCUUGCUCCCCUCCUUUAACUAAAUCAGAAACUCUCUUAAAACUCAUGUUUCAUUCUAGUAAGAAAACUUCAAAGGAUUAAUUGUAGGUUAGCCACUGAACUGUUUUGACCUUUGGGGUGGCGGGGUGAGAAGAAAGGACCAAUUUGCUGGUAUAUUCCUUUUCUUUCCGAUAGAUAGAAUAGUGUGUGAUCAAAUACAGGGAAAGAACAAGAGGAACAGCAUGUUGAUUAUUACAGCCAGCGGGCACAUACUCAUUGUGUUUGGAAUUGCUCUCUACAAGAAAAUUGCCCACUACUACUAACUUGAGCAAUAGUGAAUUUCAAGUUGUAAACCUACAAAAUAAAAACAUCCUCUCAAGUGUUUCCUGAUGAAAUAUAAGGUGAAAUGUAGGCACUGGAAAAGUUUGUAAACUUGUGAUAUAUAUAAUCUAAGCAAGACAGGCAAAUAAAAAGAAACUUCCUUCAUGGAUAGUCAGAUAAAGAUAUUUUCAGGAUGUACAAAUUGUAUUUCUGUACUAAGAAAAAGCAUAUCAUCUGUCUGAGUCAGUGUGCUUUACUGAGGAGCAAAAGAUAAGUUUAGGCUUAAGAUCACCUAAAUUGUACCCAUCAUAUGGGCUACCUUCUAAUACUUUACUUUAUUCAAAUUUGAUUCCCUGGGUAAUUAGUUACUGGCAAAGGCUUGUCCUGGGUAGCAGAUAAUAAAUGAAGCCUAAAUUACUUCUGAAAUGAUUGACGUGUAUUUUCU
This is a messenger RNA of Budorcas taxicolor (takin), 2538 nucleotides long. RefSeq names its product ubiquitin like modifier activating enzyme 5 (gene UBA5). Bases 428 to 1642 code for a protein of 404 amino acids. Gene Ontology annotation, cellular component: cytosol; cytoplasm. Gene Ontology annotation, molecular function: UFM1 activating enzyme activity. Gene Ontology annotation, biological process: protein ufmylation. Lineage: Eukaryota; Metazoa; Chordata; Mammalia; Artiodactyla; Bovidae. The record is from RefSeq and is a predicted model, not a curated record. The transcript is spliced from 12 exons.